Cannabis sativa is the source of this 1292-nucleotide messenger RNA. RefSeq lists its product as uncharacterized. The coding region runs from base 181 to 933 and encodes 250 amino acids. The transcript is spliced from 7 exons. The record is from RefSeq and is a predicted model, not a curated record. NCBI's taxonomy places the organism in Eukaryota, Viridiplantae, Streptophyta, Magnoliopsida, Rosales, Cannabaceae.
CAAUUUAGAUCAUAUUAAAGAAAAAUUAAAUUAAAAUUUCGAAACAAGUGUACUAAAAUAUAAAAGAAAAUUUUUCAAAAUUAUAAUAUGAACAUACGUGGAAAGAGAGGAAAGAAGGAAACUCAAAAGAAAAAACGGAAAGAGAAAUAAAGGUGAAAUUCGAUCUGGGUUUUUCUCUAAAUGGAUCAUCCUUCAGGUUCAAUUAGUUUUGACAAUAAUUUGACACCAUUGGAAUUAGAACUAAAACAGAUUCUAGAAGGGGAUAUGAGUGACUUACAAAGAGGGAAAAUGUUGUUAGAGUUGGAUCUUAAUAAUCCACCAGUUGCUUUUGACUAUGGAAGAUCUCAUCAUGCUAAUGUGCAUAAUCAUCAUCAUCAUCAUCAUCAUCAUCAUUUCGGAAGAUCUCAUUCGGUUGUUCCUAAGGAUUUCGAGGUCAUCGAUGAUGAUGUUGCUAUAAUUUCCUCAAGAAUAUUUGCUGAAGCAAAAAACAAUCCCAGCCGAAACCUUGAGGUGAGAGAGGUGGCUGAGGUAGGAACCGAAGUGAACACUAGCCGUGCAGCUGCUUCAACUUCGUAUCCGAUUCAGCGCAACAAGCGUAGAAGAUUAUUGAGAAAUCAAGCAGUUUUGAACUGGGAGCUGUACAUGAAUUCAGAAGAGAGUCCCAAAGUUGAUCAGAUAAAGAAUGACCCGCCCAUACUUGCAGCAUCUGAGAUAGUAGCACCACCACCGCCGCCACCACCCCCACCAGUACCAUCCUUCAAUUGCCCGAUUUGUAUCGGUCCAAUGAGUGAAGAAACAUCUACAAAAUGUGGUCACAUUUUCUGCAAAAAAUGCAUUGAGGCAGCAAUUAAAGUUCAGCACAAGUGCCCGACAUGUCGCCACAAGCUUAGAAUGAAAGACAUUAUAAGGAUCUACCUUCCUACCAGCAUCUAAAUGAGAACUCAUAAUUGCCAAGCAUUAGGUAUUGUGUUGGGGGGAAAUUAUACCAUUAUUUUGUGAAAUAUAUAUAUAACUCGACGAAGAAGAAGAAGACGAUUGUUGUUCGGUGAGGGUUGCUAUAUCUAUAACUCGAUAGGUUUUGGUUAGCUGGAUUUUGUAUUUGUAUAGUUUAAAAGAACUUACUUACUCCUUCAAAUCUUCAAAUAUUCAAUUGGGUGGGGUUUCUUAAACAUUUCUUACACAACAACCUUAAUACAACUCUUUGAAAGUGUUGAAGAGGUGUAGUAGGUAUUUGUUUUGGAAUCUUGGGGUUAGUUAGAUUUGCUAAUAAAGGAGUAUUUAUAUUAUAUUAA